Messenger RNA from Tuber melanosporum (Perigord truffle), 1041 nucleotides. RefSeq lists its product as uncharacterized. The coding region runs from base 107 to 883 and encodes 258 amino acids. The record is from RefSeq and is a predicted model, not a curated record. NCBI's taxonomy places the organism in Eukaryota, Fungi, Ascomycota, Pezizomycetes, Pezizales, Tuberaceae. The transcript is spliced from 2 exons.
CUGGCCGAACCCCCCUCCAAGAGCACCCACUCAACAGCAUCUCUCUCACAAUCAAUCUUGUUCCAAAUCUGAACAUUAAUUAACAAUCCUUCCUUUCUUCCUUACCAUGCCAGCUAAAGCCCCAAUAGACGAGAACGUCAAGUUCCUAUUUGCAUGUCUUAUUAGGAGCGAUUACAAAACUAUUGACUUCACCCGCGUAGCAGCAGACUUCAGCAUCAACCCCGCGGCGGCCAGAAUGCGCUGGAGCAGGCUUAAGAAGACCAUCAAUGUGGACGACAUCGCUGCCUCGAUACUGGAUGGGAAGAAGCGGAGGAUGAGUAAAGCUCGGCCAUCUCUACUUUCUUCUUCUGUCAAGAUGGAAAAAGCCGAGGAUGGAGCUCCGCAACCUCCCCCCGCUGCUACCGCUUCAACAGUGGGCAUCGUGCUUAAGGAAGAGGAAGUAGCCACGCCGGAGGAGGAGGCGUUAGCCCCGGUGUUAUUCGCCGGUUUACCAAAGCCAUCGAAAUGCAAGAAGGCUGGGGCCGAGAAACAGGUUGCCAUACCGGUUGUUGUUGGUGAAGCAGCGGGGACGGCAGGUAGAUUCGCUGCAACGCAGGUUCCACAUUUACCUAGAGUUGCUGAGGUAGCAGCGGCAGUGGUGGGGGCUCCCGAGGCAAAAUCACGACCUCCCAUACCCCGAAAACCCUUUCCACCGGCACCGGUGGUCCAAGUGCCUCCUAUGCUCAAGUCUAAGCCAGAGACUCAGUUAAAGGGGGAGGGGGAUGGAAAUGCCAUGAAACCCGAGUCUUCCCCCACCGACCCGGUACGCGAAAAUGCCGCCAGCACGGCAAUAGCAAUCCUCACCGCCAAAGGGUCGAAAAAGAGGAAAGUGGAGAGCACGUGAUGUCUAUUCUAAAUAAAAAAUACCCAGCAUCGUGCGGGAGAGAAGGGGUCUGUACUCAAAUUGUUUGGAAGUAAGGGGAAGGUGCCGACUAGGAUUAAAUGUACUCUUCUCUUUGUUCUUUCUUUUUCUUUUUCUUGUAUUUGGAAUUUCCAAACACC